This is a messenger RNA of Saccharomyces paradoxus, 1302 nucleotides long. RefSeq names its product adenylosuccinate synthase (gene ADE12). The record is from RefSeq and is a predicted model, not a curated record. Gene Ontology annotation, cellular component: cytoplasm. Bases 1 to 1302 code for a protein of 433 amino acids. Gene Ontology annotation, biological process: IMP metabolic process; 'de novo' AMP biosynthetic process. The transcript has a single exon. Gene Ontology annotation, molecular function: adenylosuccinate synthase activity; GTP binding. NCBI's taxonomy places the organism in Eukaryota, Fungi, Ascomycota, Saccharomycetes, Saccharomycetales, Saccharomycetaceae.
AUGGUUAACGUUGUAUUAGGCUCUCAAUGGGGUGAUGAAGGUAAGGGUAAACUGGUUGAUUUACUGGUUGGUAAAUAUGAUAUUGUGGCUCGUUGUGCAGGGGGUAACAAUGCCGGACAUACCAUUGUUGUAGAUGGUGUUAAGUAUGAUUUCCAUAUGUUACCAUCAGGUUUAGUCAACCCAAACUGCCAAAAUCUGUUGGGUAAUGGUGUUGUUAUUCACGUUCCAUCUUUUUUCAAAGAAUUGGAAACCUUGGAAGCUAAAGGUUUGAAGAACGCAAGAAGCAGAUUAUUUGUUUCCUCCAGAGCACAUUUAGUCUUUGACUUCCAUCAAGUGACUGACAAGCUAAGAGAAUUGGAAUUAUCAGGUCGUUCUAAAGAUGGUAAAAAUAUCGGUACUACUGGCAAAGGUAUCGGUCCAACUUAUUCUACAAAGGCUUCUAGAUCUGGUUUGAGAGUUCAUCAUUUGGUGAAUGAUCAACCAGGUGCUUGGGAGGAGUUUGUCACUAGAUAUAAGAGAUUAUUGGAAACAAGAAGACAAAGAUACGGUGAUUUCGAGUACGAUUUUGAAGCCAAACUUGCUGAAUACAAGAAAUUAAGAGAGCAAUUAAAGCCAUUCGUCGUCGACUCCGUUGUUUUCAUGCACAAUGCCAUUGAAGCAAAGAAAAAGAUAUUGGUUGAGGGUGCUAAUGCCUUGAUGUUGGAUAUUGAUUUUGGUACUUAUCCAUAUGUGACUUCUUCUAGUACUGGUAUUGGUGGUGUUCUUACCGGUUUAGGUAUUCCUCCACGUACUAUUGAUGAAAUUUAUGGUGUUGUUAAAGCCUACACAACUAGAGUUGGCGAAGGUCCUUUCCCAACAGAACAAUUAAACGAGGAGGGAGAAAAAUUGCAAACCAUUGGUGCUGAAUUCGGUGUCACUACUGGUCGUAAGCGUCGUUGCGGUUGGUUAGACUUAGUAGUCUUGAAAUACUCCACUUUGAUCAAUGGGUACACAAGCUUAAACAUUACCAAAUUAGAUGUCCUAGAUACCUUCAAAGAAAUCCCAGUGGGUAUUUCAUAUUCCAUCCGAGGUAAGAAGCUAGAUUUGUUUCCUGAAGAUUUGAAUAUUCUGGGUAAAGUUGAAGUUGAAUACAAAGUUUUGCCAGGUUGGGAUCAAGAUAUUACCAAGAUUAAAAAGUAUGAAGAUUUGCCAGAAAACGCAAAGAAGUACUUGAAAUAUAUUGAAGAUUUUGUUGGCGUUCCUGUUGAAUGGGUUGGUACUGGCCCAGCAAGAGAAAGCAUGUUGCAUAAAGAAAUUAAAUAA